GCGUACUUGCGUAUUGUUGCUUGCCUAACCCAGUAAUUGUUGUUUCUAAUCUCAAAUGCGGUUCGAGUGUUUUGCAAGAACAUGCCGCAAAAAAUUCACAUACGCCUUGCCGCUCAUCGCAUCAACCCCUCAAUUGCUGUUAACCGUCGAGUUCCAAAGAUAUUUACUCCGGGACAAGUGAUUACGGAGCAAAAUGAAUUUAUGAGAGGGCAUGGUACGUACGAAGAAGAGGGUUUUUUAAAAUCAUCAGUUGCUGGAGUUAAGGAACAAGUAAAUAAUUUGAUUUCGAUUCGUCCGUUAAAAAGUCGAUAUAAUGGUGAAGUGGGUGAUGUGGUGGUUGGACGAGUCACAGAAGUCCAACAAAAACGCUGGAAAGUUGAUACGAAUUCGCGUCUGGAUUCGGUCUUGUUGUUGUCUUCCGUUAAUUUACCAGGAGGGGAACUGCGGCGUAGAUCAGCAGAAGACGAGCAUAUGAUGAGACAAUAUCUUCAAGAGGGCGAUCUUAUAAGUGCCGAAGUACAGAGCGUUUAUUCAGAUGGUUCUUUAUCUUUACAUACUAGAAGUUUGAAAUAUGGAAAACUUUCUCAAGGUAUUUUAGUUAAAGUCUUUCCCUCGCUCAUUAAAAGGAGCAAAACACAUUUUCACAAUUUCUAUGUUGGGGCUAGUAUUAUUUUGGGCAAUAAUGGGUUUAUUUGGAUUUAUCCAACUGUUUCAAAUGCUGAGGAUAACGCUGGUGGCUUUGUGCAAAAUUUGGAACAAGUCGUUUCAAGGCCAGAAAGAGAAACAAUUGGACGUCUUCGAAACUGUAUUUUGGCGCUUAUUCAAAGUAAAAUGAUGCUGUACGAUACUAGCAUUUUGUAUGCUUUUGAAGAAUCACAGAAAUAUUCAGUGGCUGAAUUAUUGAUUCCUGAAGCUAUGGUCGAUGUAGCAAUUUUGACUCAGGAUAGGUUAAGCAUGUUGGAAAAUUCAUAAUAAAUAGUUUUUUCUUAUAAAAAA
Tribolium castaneum (red flour beetle) is the source of this 996-nucleotide messenger RNA. RefSeq names its product Rrp4 (gene Rrp4). The record is from RefSeq and is a predicted model, not a curated record. Gene Ontology annotation, cellular component: nuclear exosome (RNase complex); cytoplasmic exosome (RNase complex). Gene Ontology annotation, biological process: U4 snRNA 3'-end processing; poly(A)-dependent snoRNA 3'-end processing; nuclear polyadenylation-dependent rRNA catabolic process. Bases 82 to 972 code for a protein of 296 amino acids. Gene Ontology annotation, molecular function: RNA binding. Lineage: Eukaryota; Metazoa; Arthropoda; Insecta; Coleoptera; Tenebrionidae. The transcript has 5 exons.